UAUGAACAAAAAAUUAAGAAAAUAUAUAAUUUAAAUGACAGUCAAUAAGUCAAUUAUCCUUUAAAUAUUUUUAUUUUAUUUAGAAAGAAUAAAAAGAGAAAAUGUGAUACAAUUAAAUAUCAAUUUAUCUCCUUAAGAUUUAUCUGAUGAUUAUAUUGAUAAAAUGAUGGGAAUCAUUAUUGAAUACAAAUAUCUAUAAUAACUUGUUUUGAAUUUUAGAGAUUGCUCUAUUAAUGAGAAUGCUUGCCUAAAAAUAAUUAAUCAAGCUAAUCUAAUUAUUCAUUUAAAAUAACUAACAAUAGAUAUAAAAGAAAUAAAAGGAAUAUAAACAAUUUAGAUUCCUGAAACCAAACUUCGAGUGGUUGUAUAUAAACAAUGAA
This is a messenger RNA of Paramecium sonneborni, 380 nucleotides long. Lineage: Eukaryota; Ciliophora; Oligohymenophorea; Peniculida; Parameciidae. The record is from the annotation of a GenBank genome assembly.